UCAUUUUCCUGUUUUUCAGUUUUAAAAAGAACAUUUUCACUGCAUAAAGCACAUGCGAUAAAGGAUAUGGAAAAUACUUUUCAGUUGGUGAGAGAUAUUAUACCUCCUCUAACUACCAAGAAGCACAAAGGGCAAGAUGGAAGAAUAGGCAUCGUUGGAGGCUGCCAAGAGAGAAACUACGGGGCCCUGAUUGAGCUCUUCAGUGCGGCGCUGAGGCGGUCGGGAGCCCGGAAGUCCGCCAGACGGCUUUGGUUCCGGCGGCAGCGGCCGGGAGCCCGGAAGUCCGCUGAUGGCUGUGGGUCCUUGCUGGGUGGCAGUCCGGGCCUGCCGGCGAGUCACACGUUAAGUCAGCCUCUUGUACUCGUUUCUCAGGGUGCAGAUUUAUCCCACGUGUUCUGUACCCGAGAGGCCGCACCUGUGAUCAAGUCGUACAGCCCGGAGCUGAUUGUUCAUCCGGUUCUUGACAGCCCUGAUGCCGUGCGUGAAGUGGAAAAGUGGCUGCCCCGACUGCAUGCCCUGGUUGUAGGGCCUGGCUUAGGUAGAGAUGAUUUUCUUCUUGGAAAUGCCAAGGGCAUUUUAGAAGCAUCAAAGGCCAGAGGUGUCCCCGUCAUCAUUGAUGCAGACGGGCUGUGGCUGGUCGCUCAGCAGCCGGGCCUCAUCCAAGGCUACCGGAAGGCUGUUCUCACUCCCAACCAUGUGGAGUUCAGCAGACUCUCUGAAGCUGUGCUGAGAGGCCCUGUGGACAGCAGUGAUCGCCGUGGAGCUGUGCUGAGACUCAGCCAGGCCCUGGGGAAUGUGACCGUGGUCCAGAAAGGGGAGCAGGAUGUGAUCUCUGAUGGGGAACAGGUGCUUGAGUGCAGCCAGCAGGGCAGUAACCGCAGGUGUGGUGGGCAAGGAGACCUCCUCUCGGGCUCCCUGGGCGUCUUCGCGCACUGGGCACUCCACACCGGACCUGAGAAAACAAAUGGUUUCAGCCCCCUCCUCGUGGCUGCCUUCGGCGCAUGCACCCUCACAAGGCAGUGCAACCACCAAGCCUUCCAGAAACAUGGCCGCUCCACCACCACCACCGACAUGAUUGCAGAAAUUGGAUCUGCAUUCAACAGACUCUUUGAAACGUGAGCCAGUGCAAACAGGAAGAAAGCAGGCACCAUGAUGAGAGAGACUGCAUUCAUAAUGGGACAGUGCACGUCUGGGAUGCAGUGGUCAAUGUAGAGAAUUUAAGAAUGCAGCAAAUUUUGGUUAAACUAAUAUGCAGUUUGAGAUGUUAGAAUGAACCCUAAACAAAGUAUUCCUGAACUUUUUCUUAGCUUCUCAGCAAUAACUGAGAAAAAAAUGGAGAAUCACUUGAGAAUGAGAAAGUCUUUGACUAGCUCAGCUGAAUUUGUGGGCGUGCUCCAAGAUCGCAGACUUCCGGGGUCGUCUCUGAGUUUAGGUCUUCUCAUUCCCUCUGCUGACGCGCUGCUUGCUCCUUUUGCUUAUGCCGUACGUUCCCCUUACGAGAUGGUCCUCUUGGAGGGAGCCAGUCGGUCAUUUCCAAAUGCCUGUGUGAAUGAUGUGUUUUUCUUUUUUAACUGAGACCCACCAAAGGAUGUGGCAUUCAUUCUUUAGCUCAUUUUUGUUUUUAAAAUAGUGAUUAUGUUAAAGCGGUCUGGGCAGAAAUACUAAGCAUUGGUUAUUUUGGUUCAUUGGUUCAAGUAUUCACAAUAGGCAGUGAUCAGUUUGGCCUUGGAAACCCUUUUGGAGGCACUGUGGGAAAAUCAGAGAAGGUCACUUAAUGGGACACUGACACCUGAAUGGACGAGUGGGGGCUCUUGUGUCUUAUACUUCUCCUUGUCUGUGCGCACAAGUGCAUGUGGUGGCUGUUGGGGCCCAGCAGAGCAUGCGUGAGUGGGAGGGACACCCAAGUGUCACCAUGCUGUUGUUCCUGAGAUGGCCCAUCGGUGUGCCCUCGUGGGUGGAAAGCUUCGGGAUGCAUCAAGGAGGCCUUGGGGAACUGAACUUUGUGGUCAUGCCUGCUUCCCGCGCAGAACAGCGGUCCUUGUGGUUUGAAAGUGGGUGGGUCCUCAGGAAGAUUCAGAUUCCAUUAAAGAAGCUGAUACUCUGAAAUUGUAAUAAAUGAGAUUGUAUUGUC
Hipposideros armiger (great roundleaf bat) is the source of this 2131-nucleotide messenger RNA. RefSeq names its product NAD(P)HX dehydratase (gene NAXD). NCBI's taxonomy places the organism in Eukaryota, Metazoa, Chordata, Mammalia, Chiroptera, Hipposideridae. The record is from RefSeq and is a predicted model, not a curated record. Gene Ontology annotation, biological process: metabolite repair. Gene Ontology annotation, molecular function: ATP-dependent NAD(P)H-hydrate dehydratase activity. Bases 67 to 1119 code for a protein of 350 amino acids. The transcript has 10 exons.